UGAGUUCUCAUUAGCUCUGGGCAAUGUCAAUCCUUCGGUUGAUUCGCAGGGCUUGGCAGGCAGAGGCUCCCGCUAGUUGGUCGGCCGAGAUGCCAGUCUGCCUGCGGGCCCUGAUGAUUGGUAAGCGCCUUCUCGGCGGGGCGAGCCCUUUCCUCUGAUGGCCGCUUAUUGGCGGUCGGAGGGGACGACCGAGGGGGCUAUUGGCUGCGCUCUCCCGGCCCGCGGCUGCCGGCGUGGUGGGCGGGGCCCUCUCCCCCCUGCCUCCCCCCCAUUACCCAGCGGUGCCUUGCGCUGGGCCCCGGGUAGGCCGCGCUGCGGGCGGGAUGGCGGUGGCGGUGCGCGCGCUGCAGGAGCAGCUGGAGAAGGCCAAGGAGAGCCUCAAGCACGUGGACGAGAAUAUCCGCAAGCUCACGGGACGGGACCCCAAUGACGUGAGGCCCCCUCAAAACAGACUGCUAGCCAUCACAGGCCCUGGUGGAGGUAGAGGGCGUGGGAGCUUAUUGCUGAGGCGUGGAUUCUCGGAUAGUGGAGGAGGACCCCCAGCCAAACAGAGGGAUCUUGAAGGGGCAUCCAGUAGGCUGGGUGGAGAACGUCGGACAAGAAGAGAAUCACGCCAAGAAAGCGACGGAGAGGAUGAUGAUAUUAAAAAGCCAGCGUUGCCAUCUUCUGUUGUGGCUACCUCCAAAGAGCGAACACGUCGAGACCUUAUACAAGAUCAAAAUAUGGAUGAGAAAGGAAAACAAAGGAAUCGACGUAUAUUUGGCUUGUUGAUGGGCACACUUCAAAAAUUUAAGCAGGAGUCCACAGUUGCUACUGAGAAGCAAAAGAGACGACAAGAAAUUGAACAAAAACUUGAAGUGCAGGCAGAGGAAGAAAGAAAGCAAGUUGAAAACGAAAGGCGAGAACUAUUUGAAGAAAGACGUGCUAAACAAACAGAGCUGCGGUUACUGGAGCAAAAGGUUGAGCUUGCUCAGUUGCAAGAAGAAUGGAAUGAACAUAACGCUAAAAUAAUUAAAUACAUAAGAACGAAGACAAAACCCCAUUUAUUCUACAUACCUGGCAGAAUGUGUCCUGCUACACAGAAGCUGAUGGAAGAGUCACAGAAAAAGAUGAAUGCAAUCUUUGAAAGCAGGCGAAAUGAAUUUGCAGAGCAGAUUAACAAAAUGGAGGCCAGGCCCAGAAGACAAUCUGUGAAGGAAAAAGAACAGCAGGAGGUGCAGAAUGAAGAAAAGAAGGAAGAACAGAACAAGGAGCAGGAAGAGGGUAAGGUGGUUCAGCAGGUGGAAGAGUUGGAGACAGGUAAUCAGCACAAUGAUGUAGAAAUGGAGGAGGCAGGGGAGGAAAAGGGAAAAAUAGGUUCAGGGCAUAGCGAUGCAGAGAAAGAACAGGAAGAGGAUGAACAGAAACAUGAAAUGGAGAUUAAAGUAGAAGAGACUACUGAGGUGAGGGAGAAUGACAAGCAAGAGGAUGGUCAGCAUGAAGAGGUCACUGUAGUAAAAGAGGAAAGUGAAAACAUUCAGCCAGUGGAUAAUGAGCAGGAUGUGGCUGAAAUGAAUGAGGCAGAUAGUGUAGAACCUGUAGAAAAUGAAAAUGGCAAAGAAGUGGAACCAGAAACAGAGUGUGAUGCUCAAACAGAGAAAGCAUGUAGUGAUCCUUCUCCUGAGAAGGAGAAAGGAAUUAAAGCAGAAAUUGAAGCUGAACCUGAAGAAAAACAGGAGAAGGCACCUGAAGCUCAGCCAGAACCGGUGGCUGAGGCUCUUUCUCAGCCACAGUCUGUGCCGCUGCCACAGUCACCUCAGUUGUCUCAGGCCACUCAGGAUACAGAGCCCCCGGCAGACAAGGAUGAAAAUGCUGUGGUGUCUGUAAAGGUGGUUGAGGCACAGACAGAGCAGAGUCAGGCACCGAGUGUAGAAAUUAAGAGUAAGACUAGGAGUAGAAGCAGGGGUAGGGCAGGGAACAAAACUGGUAAGAGUCAUAGCCGUAGUAGCAGCAGCAGUAGCAGCAGUAGUACUUCAAGCAGCACUACUAGUGGAAGUAGUUCCAGCACUGGCAGCAGUAGCAGUCGGAGUAGUUCCACCAGCAGCAGCACUACAAGUGGAAGUACUAGCAGGGACACUAGUAGCAGUAGCUCUACCAGUAGUGAAAGUCGAAGUCGAAGCCGAGGAAGAGGGCAUAACAGAGAUAGAAAACGCAGAAGGAGCACGGACAGGAAGCGAAGGGAUGCUUCAGGAGUAGAUAGAAGUCACAAGUCCUCAAAAGGUGGUAGCAGAGAUACCAAAAGCUCAAAGGAUAAAAGUUCAAGAUCUGACAGAAAGAGGUCUAUUUCAGAAAGUAGUCGGUCAGGCAAGAGAACUUCACGGAGUGAAAGAGACCGUAAAUCAGACAGGAAAGACAAAAGGCGUUAACAGAAGAGACCAAGCUUGCUUAGCCUAAUCUUUGCAGCAGAAGAUUAUUUGAGUGAAAGGAUUCCUUGUAAGGAGGAGGAGAAGGCUGCCUUAAGAAUUGCAUGCUGUAAAAAAUCUUUUGGAAAAAUGCAGACUGUUUACCAGGCAUUCUUGUACUUUUUACAUAAUUUUGUAAAAGGUUACUUACCAAAAUUGUGUGAAGUUCCUGAAAAUGUAAAAAUAAAAGAUUAACACUCCUUUGCAUCUUUUUUUAAAUAUCCUGUACUCAUUAAGAUCCUCUGUAUAUUUUAAUAGGUAAACCUUUAAGUAGGUGUGAUCACUUCUUCUGUAUCAUACACUUUUUUUUUGUAGAAAUAAAUGUGCAUUUUAAAUAAAUUGUUUGAGAUGUCCUGUUGACAAUUAAAUUCCCCGUUUAGAUCAUACAUAGGGAGGCAAUGUUGCAGGAAGCCUAAAAUUUUCCUUUUCCCCUCUAUUCUAUUCCUUGAAAGAAUGGGAAUCUUAAGACCCAGUAAAGGGAGUAAUCUCUCCAGUGCUGGGUAGGAAAGGAAAGUAAUAGAUUUGGAUCUAUACCUUUUGUUUUCUUCUGUAAUCACAAGCUCUUACUCAACUCUAUCUUCCAGUUUUAUAAAACUUCUUCCUAUUCAUAGGCAAGCAGUGAUGAAAUGGGAAUGUUAACACUGGCCGAAAUAGCUCAAGUUAGUCUGGAAUACCACUCUUAGCUGCUUCCUUAAGGUGCUUUGUUAGUAUUUACAUCUGUGUUCUGGAUACAGUUAAUCUGUUUACUGAUGUUCCUUGCUUUGAUGGCCAGUGGAGGAAAGACUUCAGCUUGCUUCUCAACCAGGAUUCUUUUUAUUUUAGUUGCAGACUAAUCUUUGAUCCCUUCAUACCACUAGGAAUAAAUACAUUGCAGUGUUGGAGUUACCCGGGGCUACCUAAUACUAAUGUUGUGUGCGUGCAAGAAUGCUUUCUGAAUGUAUUUAAUACAACUUAAAGUGGUAUGGUGUUAUCUAUGAAGGUGAAUACUGUUUUUAUAUAAUUUUGUAUGGAAAACAAUAACAUCUGUCGCUCUGUUCUGUACAUGUGCAAAUAAAUGUGGCUUUGUAGACUA
Molecule: messenger RNA, 3513 nt
Organism: Chroicocephalus ridibundus (black-headed gull)
Lineage: Eukaryota; Metazoa; Chordata; Aves; Charadriiformes; Laridae
Gene: PNN
Product: pinin, desmosome associated protein
Exons: 9
Coding region: 324-2405 (693 amino acids)
Cellular component (GO): catalytic step 2 spliceosome
Source: RefSeq, a predicted model, not a curated record